This is a messenger RNA of Heterocephalus glaber (naked mole-rat), 2513 nucleotides long. RefSeq names its product N-sulfoglucosamine sulfohydrolase (gene Sgsh). The record is from RefSeq and is a predicted model, not a curated record. Gene Ontology annotation, molecular function: N-sulfoglucosamine sulfohydrolase activity. NCBI's taxonomy places the organism in Eukaryota, Metazoa, Chordata, Mammalia, Rodentia, Bathyergidae. Gene Ontology annotation, biological process: glycosaminoglycan catabolic process; heparan sulfate proteoglycan catabolic process.
CGCGCGUGACGGGGGCGGGGCGGGGCUCAGCUCGAGCUGCUGACCCAGCGGAGGCCGCCAUGCGCCGCCCCAGGCCGGUCUGCUGCGCGCUUCUGCUGCUCCUGGGGCUCUGCGGGGCGCGCCCUCGGAACGUGCUGCUGAUCCUCGGUGAGUGCCGCCGCCCUCCCACGGGCACCGCUCUAGCGAAAGGAGGCCGCGCGCCCCUCCCCACCAGCGCGGACGACGGAGGCUUUGAGAGCGGCGUGUACAACAACAGCGUCAUCGCCACCCCUCACCUGGACGCCCUGGCAUGCCGCAGCCUCAUCUUCCGCAAUGCCUUCACCUCCGUCAGCAGCUGCUCCCCCAGCCGAGCCAGUCUGCUCACCGGCCUGCCCCAGCACCAGAACGGCAUGUAUGGGCUGCACCAGGAUGUGCACCACUUCAACUCCUUCGACAAGGUGCAGAGCCUGCCGCUGCUGCUCGGCCGGGCCGGCGUUCGCACAGGCAUCAUCGGGAAGAAGCAUGUGGGGCCAGAGGCUGUGUACCCAUUUGACUUUGCCUACACGGAGGAGAACGGCUCUGUGCUCCAGGUGGGGAGGAACAUCACCAGAAUUAAGCUGCUCGUCCGCAAAUUCCUGCAGACUCAGGACAGCAGGCCCUUCUUCCUCUACGUGGCCUUCCAUGACCCGCACCGCUGUGGGCACUCUCAGCCCCAGUACGGAGCCUUCUGUGAGAAGUUUGGUAACGGGGAAAGUGGCAUGGGGCACAUACCGGAUUGGACGCCCCAGACCUACGACCCUCAGGAUGUAGUGGUCCCUUACUUUGUCCCUGACACCCCAGCAGCCCGAGCUGACCUUGCUGCUCAGUAUACCACCAUCGGCCGGAUGGACCAAGGGAUUGGACUUGUGCUGCAGGAGCUGCGUGGAGCAGGCGUCCUGAAUGACACAAUGGUCAUCUUCACAUCAGACAACGGGAUCCCCUUCCCCAGCGGCAGGACCAACCUGUACUGGCCGGGGACCGCUGAGCCCUUGCUGGUGUCAUCCCCAGAGCACCCGAAACGCUGGGGCCAGGUCAGCGAGGCCUACGUGAGCCUCCUAGAGCCCCUUGUGAUCCUGCACAUCUCCCAGAAGGCCUGGGGUUAUCUAGACCUGAUUGCCAGCAAGCAGACAGGCCACCGGCCUGGGAAACGGGGAGGCUGGGACCUCACGCCUACCAUCUUGGACUGGUUCUCCAUCCCUUACCCCAAGUAUGCCAUCUUUGGCUCAAAGACUGUUCAACUCACAGGCCGGUCACUCCUGCCAGCACUAGAGACAGAGCCCCCUUGGGCUACCAUCUUCGGCAGCCAGAGCCACCAUGAGGUCACCAUGUCCUACCCCAUGCGCUCCGUGUACCACCAGAACUUCCGCCUUGUGCACAACCUCAGCUUCAGGAUGCCAUUUCCUGUGGACCAGGACUUCUACGUCUCACCCACCUUUCAGGACCUCCUGAACCGCACCGUGGCUGGCCAGCCCACUGGCUGGUACAAGGACCUGCACCACUACUACUACCGGGAGCGCUGGGAGCUCUACAAUGACAGCCGUGACCCCCAGGAGACCCAGAACCUGGCUGCCGACCCCCGCUUUGCAGAGGUGCUGGAGGUGCUGAAGACCCGCCUGGCCAAGUGGCAGUGGGAGACCCACGACCCCUGGGUGUGUGCCCCCAAUGGCGUCCUGGAAGAAAAGCUCUCUCCACAGUGCCGGCCACUCCACAAUGAGCUGUGACGGUCCCUGGGGCACCUGCCUGCCCCUUCUGCUCCUCCGCACCCCUGUCUGUCUUGAUGUACGGGGUGUCCUUCCUGCCUCUCCUGGAGGAGAAACCCACAGGUGGACCCCAGGCCCUCGCCAGGUACUGCCACCAUAGGGGGCACUGCUGGCCUCUUGUCUGAGCUGUAUCCUGAGACAGAAGCUUGGGAGGGGGCUGGGUGAGAUCUCCCAGCCCGUCUUCGGAGCGGGGAUCUGCAGAUGGAGGGGCAGGAAUGGGGGUUUGAGAUGCUGUCAAGUCUAGAACUGGCAGAUGUUUCUGAGCCCUUCACCCAGAGGAGGCUGGGCCUUCCCGUGGCACAUGGCCUUUAGCCACCUGGUCUGUGCAGGUCUUGGACCUGCCUGGGGCUGGCCUGUCCUGCCUCCCCUCAUCAGCCCCACCCCGUAGGAGAACCCCAGCAGGAUUCUCACUGGUUCUCAGCAGUACGAGUUUGCUCCUGUGUCCUUCCAUAGUCAUCUCUUCUAAGAGUAACCGAGGAUAAGGGGGGAGAGUACACUUCCUGUGGCUGGGGUUCCUUGUGUGACACCAGCGUCUGGCUCCAUACCUGCCUGGCCUCCACCGCCACGAGAACAGAAGCUCGGCCUGGAGAAACCUGGAAAGCAGGCGUCUUCCUCCAGUGGGCUGCUCCAUCCCUUUUCUCUCCCACCAACUCCAUACUGGGGGUGGGGACGAAGCCACAGGCUCUAGCACUGUAAAAUUUUUUAUUUUAGUAAAAUAUAAAUUUAUUUACUUAA